UUUGUAACCUGAAAAGCUAAAAUGCAAACACCGGUUUGUUUUGGUUUUCAUAAUUCGUACUUCAUAUGUUAAAGGUGUUGGAAACGAAGAGGCUGUCGUAGGUUUUCUUAUCAGUAACGAAUGACAAAAAUUGGAAAGACUCAUGUCGUCAUGAAUCAGCAGUUUUUUUACUUCGUAUUCUACUCUUUUUACCCGAAAAUGAGCAAAGAUGUUUAGAAAUCUUUUGUAGUAUGAAAGAAAAAAAAUCGGGUCACUGCUGUAUUCUGAUAAAAGGGGUCUCUGAAAUCAUACGAUAACUUAUUGUGUUUAAUAAUAGAUAAAUAAGAAAUAAGUGAUGUUUUUCGUUCGUAUAAUUAUGUCAGAGAAAAUAAGUAACUUUUUUGUUACGUAUCGUCAAUGAAACCCAGUCGCGUAAUCGGUUCACCAAAUGAACGACACAAUGUUUUCGUUGUACACAACAUGAAAAUAAGUUUUUGGAGGAACGAUUAAACAGUACUUCUUAAAGAAGUUGUUACCGAUGUUGUUAAUUUGGACUUAGUGUAAAUCUAUGAACGCAUAGUUUUCAAGCUUUAGGAGCACAAUGAUUGGUGUUCUUGGUGGCGGAAUCAGCGGACUUGCAGCUGCUCAUUAUCUCUUGAAAACAAAAGUUCAGCCAGUUACAGUUCUGGAAGCAUCACAUCGCAUUGGAGGCUGGAUACAAACAACAAAUUCUCCAACUGGAAAUAUAUAUGAACAUGGACCAAGGACAAUCAGAGUCCGAGGUCCUCUGGGAGAGAACACACUUCUCUUGGUAAAGGAACUGGGAUUGUCAAAUAAAGUGUUGCCAAUACCUAGUACACAUCCUGCUGCACGGAAUCGAAUGGUGUAUGUUGACAAGAAGCUACACCUGUUGCCAUCCAACCUUACUUCAAUAUUGCUUCCAAAACCACCUUUCACAAAACCAAUUAUUAGUGCUUUACUGAAGGAUAUUUCCACUGCCAAGAAGGAAGUCAGUGAUGAAAGCAUAUAUGAUUUUGUAGAAAGGAGAUUGGGUAAAGAACUAGCUGAAUUUGCUAUUAGUCCACUAAUUUGUGGUGUGUGUGCUGGAGAUGCAAAAAAGAUAAGUGCAAAGUUUCUGAUGAAAUCAUUGUUUGAAGCAGAACAGAAACAUGGUUCAAUUUUUAAAGGCAUGAUGAUGAAUAUGUUACAGAAUAGGAAGAAUAAAAUGCCUCCAAGUCAGGAUGAACUAUGUGAAAGAGCCAGGAAAGAGAGAUGGAAUGUGUGGUCUUUAGAAGGGGGCAUGGAGGAACUGCCCAAGGCAUUAGAGUCUAAUGUUAGGCAAAAAGGUUGUGAAAUAGUUCUUAAUGCUCCUUGUACAGAAAUGCAUAUACUGAAUGACAAGGAAGUGUUUGUGAAGGCUGGGUCAGUUGAACACAAAUUUAAUCAUGUAUUUUGUGCCUUGCCAGCAUACAAACUUGCUGAACUCGUUCACAGACAGCAUCCUCAACUAAGUAGUGACUUGGCAGCUAUACCAUAUGUUUCUGUUGGACUUGUGAAUUUGCAGUAUGAUGGGAAAUGUUUGAAGCAAGAUGCCUUUGGAUUUCUGGUACCACCAUCACAGAAGCUCCCAAUAUUGGGCAUUGUUUUUGACAGUUGUUGUUUUGGUAAGAAUGAUAAAACUGUUCUCACUGUAAUGAUGGGAGGCGCAUGGUUUGAAGAACUAUUUGGAGAAAAUCCUAGUCCAGAUACUUUCUUAUCCACUGCAGUAAAAUAUACUACAGAUAUCCUUGGUAUUGUAGGGAAACCAGAAUCACACUCUGUUUCUAUCCUUCGGAACUGUAUACCCCAAUAUGUAUUAGGUCACCAUGAUAGAGUAGAUAGAAUUAGGAAGUACAUAAAACAGAAUAACUUACCAAUAUCAGUCAUUGGAGCACCUUAUGAUGGUGUUGGUGUGAAUGAUGUGAUAUUCUCAUCAAAACAAGCUGUUGCUAAUAUGCACUGAAUAACAUUUCAACAGCCACAAGUUUAUUUAUUACCUUUAUAACAUUACUUGUGAAGAAUAUUUCAUUCAUGAUAUCAUGUUUCAUGAGAAUGUUUGAAGUGUAAAAAAAUUUGAGUAGAGAACACUUUGCAGAAUACCUCAUACGUCCGAACAUCAAACAUAUCCCACUUUGGAGUUUUUGUUUGUCAACUCUCAUUUCACUGCUAGGCUGAUUAGUUUCAAAAUGUGUUGUCUUACUCAAACCUUUUGUUAAUUAUUUUUGUACUCUUCAUACUGAUUGAAAUGUAACAUAACAUGACAUAUGCUCAAACCGAAUAUCUGUACAUUUGCUUCAUCUCGCCAUGGAGAAUUUUGAUUAUAAUGUUUCUAAAUGGAACUGUAAUAUUACAAGUCAGUGUUUAUUACCAUUACAAAAACAGUUUUAUUAAGUAUUUUAGAUUUAUACAUUGAUGCAAUUUAGGUUCACUUUUGAUAUACACAUAAUUGAAACUGAAUAGUAGAUGUAUCUCCAUUCAUAAAAGACUGUGCAAUUUGAGUAUGUAAUUGUUGAAUAAAAUCUAUUUAUUUUCUCAGUAAA
This is a messenger RNA of Schistocerca gregaria, 2558 nucleotides long. It is a transcript of the gene Ppox, whose product is annotated as protoporphyrinogen oxidase. Gene Ontology annotation, biological process: heme biosynthetic process. Bases 581 to 1981 code for a protein of 466 amino acids. Lineage: Eukaryota; Metazoa; Arthropoda; Insecta; Orthoptera; Acrididae. Gene Ontology annotation, cellular component: mitochondrial inner membrane. The record is from RefSeq and is a predicted model, not a curated record. Gene Ontology annotation, molecular function: protoporphyrinogen oxidase activity, oxygen as acceptor. The transcript has 2 exons.